Molecule: messenger RNA, 742 nt
Organism: Odontomachus brunneus
Lineage: Eukaryota; Metazoa; Arthropoda; Insecta; Hymenoptera; Formicidae
Gene: Vha14-1
Product: V-type proton ATPase subunit F 1
Exons: 5
Coding region: 133-507 (124 amino acids)
Biological process (GO): proton transmembrane transport
Cellular component (GO): proton-transporting V-type ATPase, V1 domain; membrane
Molecular function (GO): proton-transporting ATPase activity, rotational mechanism
Source: RefSeq, a predicted model, not a curated record
AGAGAGAGAGAGCAGUAACAUUGAUCAUAGGUGUGACUAGUCAGCUGAUGUGCAGUUAUAAAGUCACGCGAAAUCAACGUCAAAUUUACUUUACUUUAAAGUUACGCUGACAAAAUUUAAUUUGCUCUAAAAAUGGCAUUGCACUCUGCGGCUAAAGGCAAACUUCUUGCAGUGAUUGGUGAUGAGGAUACGUGUGUGGGUUUCUUAUUAGGCGGAGUCGGAGAGAUCAACAAACAUCGACAACCUAAUUUUAUGGUUGUUGAUAAAAAUACAGCAGUAAGCGAAAUCGAGGAUACUUUUAAGCGAUUUAUCAAACGUGAUGACAUCGAUAUUAUCCUUAUUAAUCAAAAUGUAGCUGAAAUGAUUCGUCAUGUAAUAGAUAGUCACACUCAACCCAUACCCGCUGUACUGGAAAUCCCGAGCAAGGAUCAUCCUUAUGACGCUAGCAAGGAUUCCAUUUUGAGACGCGCCAAGGGAAUGUUCAAUCCGGAAGAUAUCCAUGCAUAAUGUGUGUACAGUACUAACUUUAUUGCUAGCUACUCUACAGAUGUUUAAUAAACUAGAAUUAUUAGUUUAUUGCAUUCCACAUCUUUAUUACAUUAUGGUACAUGUGAUGUAAAAUUAUUGUUUGCAUACUCUUAUUGAGUAAAAAGAGUGAUAAGUACAAAAAAUAGUUCUGUCCGUUAUUUUGAGUAUGUAUAUGUGUAUAAUUAAUAAUCAUUGACAUGAUUAAGCGACAAAA